Messenger RNA from Megalobrama amblycephala (Wuchang bream), 2599 nucleotides. RefSeq names its product protein phosphatase, Mg2+/Mn2+ dependent, 1La (gene ppm1la). The transcript has 4 exons. Gene Ontology annotation, cellular component: cytosol; nucleus. Gene Ontology annotation, biological process: negative regulation of canonical NF-kappaB signal transduction; positive regulation of canonical NF-kappaB signal transduction; positive regulation of canonical Wnt signaling pathway. NCBI's taxonomy places the organism in Eukaryota, Metazoa, Chordata, Actinopteri, Cypriniformes, Xenocyprididae. The record is from RefSeq and is a predicted model, not a curated record. The coding region runs from base 592 to 1677 and encodes 361 amino acids. Gene Ontology annotation, molecular function: cation binding; protein serine/threonine phosphatase activity.
ACGUUGCGGCAUCUGUAGUACAAAAAUCAGUUUGUGGAAAUGUAGUCUGACGUAGAUUCUCAAGCUAACGGACCGAUAUGAUGUAAUUUCUUCAGCGUUUGUGUCUUUUCCCGUUCCACCCGGUGCUGCAGUCAGUCAGUCAGUCACGCAGCGCUCGGAGGACGUCAGAGAGCAGCGGCAGCAGCAGCAGCAGCAUGUGCAUCGACGAAUCUGCGAUAUAGAGUGGUUUAAAACUCUCACUGACGCGCGCGAACGAGUAAAUAACCGUCCGUUUUGAGCGGAGACGCUAGCUAGCGGCACGGAUGGCUUUAUGGGAGGGAAUGGGUUCGCUGUCGUUGGGGGUAAUGGGAUCUGUGCGGUUAUAUGCAGCCCGUCGGUAGGGCACCAGAGUCAGACUGCAACUGAAAACACCGGGAUCUCUCCCCAUCUGCAGCUCAUAAUAUAACCACCGGACAUUCGAGCGUUUGCGUCGCUGUGUUCGGGCUUUCAGGGGGGAUCACACACGUCGGACUGCAGAUGGGCUUUAAUAUCGGUCAAAUGAAGUAAUUUGAAGCCCAUACUUCAGUCCCCGUGUGCAGUCUUGAGCGUGUGAUGAUAGGAGACACAAUGACGCUUUUGUCUCUUUUGGGUCGCAUCAUGCGUUAUUUCUUGCUCAGGCCAGAGACCUUGUUUCUGUUAUGUAUAAGCUUGGCCCUUUGGAGUUACUUCUUCCACACGGAUGAGGUGAAAACCAUCGUUAAGUCCAGCCGGGAUGCCGUGAAGAUGGUGAAGGGAAAAGUGGCGGAGAUGAUGAUGAACGACAGACUCGGCGGUCUGGACGUGCUGGACGCGGAGUUCUCCAAGACAUGGGAGUUCAAGAACAACAAUGUAGCGGUGUACUCGAUACAGGGCCGAAGAGACCACAUGGAGGACCGCUUUGAGGUCCUUACCGACCUGGUGAACAGGAGCCACCCUUCAAUCUUUGCCAUUUUUGACGGACACGGCGGGGAGGCCGCUGCUGAUUAUGUGAAGGCCCACCUACCCGAGGCUCUGAAACAGCAGCUGCAGGCCUACGAGCGGGAAAAGAAAGACAGCCCUCUCUCCUAUCCCGCCAUCCUUGAGCAGCGCAUUCUGACUGUGGACCGGGACAUGGUGGAAAAGUUCUCUGCCUCCCAUGAUGAAGCAGGCACAACAUGUUUGAUCGCCUUGUUGUCAGACCGUGAACUGACUGUGGCAAAUGUUGGAGACUCUCGCGGCGUUCUCUGCGACAAGGACGGCAACGCUGUGGCCUUGUCACAUGAUCACAAGCCUUAUCAGCUGAAGGAGCGCAAGAGGAUCAAGAGAGCCGGUGGCUUCAUCAGUUUUAAUGGUUCUUGGCGUGUGCAAGGCAUCCUCGCCAUGUCGCGCUCACUCGGUGACUACCCUCUGAAGAACUUGAACGUGGUCAUCCCAGACCCAGAUAUCUUGACCUUUGACCUGGACAAGCUACAGCCGGAGUUCAUGAUCCUUGCCUCCGACGGCCUGUGGGAUGCGUUCAGCAACGAGGAGGCCGUACGCUUUGUGCGCGAACGCUUGGAUGAGCCGCACUUCGGUGCCAAGAGCAUCGUGCUGCAGUCGUUCUACCGCGGUUGCCCCGACAACAUCACUGUCAUGGUGGUCAAGUUCAAGAGCAGCUCUGGGACAAAAACUGGAGAGUAGUUUUACUCAACCAAUAAACAGCCUUGAUUGUCUUUCCAUUAAUGCAUAUUGCCAGAGGAUAGAUGGUGUAAUGUAAGAGACAAACCUUUUUUCUCACAAUUACAAUAAACAGGCACACAUAAGCAUGUGCAAACACAUGCAUUCCCAGAUUUUUUUUUUUUUUUUUUUUCUUUUUUUUUUUUUUGGUAUGUGUGCCAAAUGGACACUUUAAAAAUUAUUUUGAAAUGACUCCUUUUUCAAAUCAUUACACUGUAAAGAUGAUGUAUCCUGGCCUUCCUUAUAUAGAGCAAUAUUAUUUGUGAAACAGCAAUUGGCAAAAAUGGUAGAAGGACUUUAUUGCCUUGAAGAUGCACUCGUAGUAUUUUGUUCAGGAGAACAGAUCAGAACUUUAUUUUUUUGUUGUUUGGAUUGUUUUUCUCCCACUUGUUUUUUUUUUUAAAGGGUGAUGAAAAUGUAUCCAGCUCUUGAAUUUGGAUGUGCAUGAUCCAUUCAUAUCAGUACAGGGUAUUUAUGCCAAUUUACACUGGUGCUGCUCAUCGGUUAGUUUAAAUGAGGGUGGUAUAAGGUUGUGUUAGAUUAAGAAUGUUUGAUUUAACUUUCAUUAAACUUUAUAAUCCGUCUAUGUCCUAAUCAUUAUUGUCAGAAGGAACUCUGAGUCCAAUCAUUCCUGCUCUUUUAAAUCACUGUUUUAAUGAUUUUGUGAAUAUAAAAGUGUCCAGAUUGAAGGCAAUUUUUGUCAUUAUUUUGUGGAGAAUGUUGAAUUAAUACUGGAUUACAGUCCUCAAAUUUCCUCCUAGUUUACUUGGAGGGAAAAAACGAAAUUGGCACCAGCCCCGAUCUACACAAAAGUUGAAUUUCUUGCACUGUGUGAAAUGUAUGUGGGAGAUUAAAGCGAUAAAUAAACCUAACAAGUCAAAGCUGA